This is a messenger RNA of Hydra vulgaris (swiftwater hydra), 405 nucleotides long. RefSeq lists its product as uncharacterized. Lineage: Eukaryota; Metazoa; Cnidaria; Hydrozoa; Anthoathecata; Hydridae. The record is from RefSeq and is a predicted model, not a curated record. Gene Ontology annotation, molecular function: protein binding.
AUGGAUCCUUUGAAUAUAUUUCCAGGAGAAGUAUUUGAAAAAAUUCUGCUUUUUGUAACUGUUAAAGAUCAGUACUCAGCAUCACAAGUUUCAAAACAAUGGCAAAGUUUUAUUACUGAAAAUGAAUAUCUAUGGAGAAAUCGUUGCUCAGUAUUUGAAAAUAUAAUAAAUAUGAAACCGAAUAACAUGACUUGGAAAGAGACAUUUCAGAAAAAUGUAAGCAAAGAUAGAGUCCUAAAAAAAUGGAAGCAAGGAAACUUUCGAUGCAUACAAAAAUAUGAAGAACAGUUAACAGACUUUAUAUGCAAUCUAAAUGUUGACAUGUGGGGAUACUUACUUGACCUAGAAGAGAGUUACAAUCAAUGUAAGGAAAACCUAAAAAAUCUUUUUCGGCAUAAAGUAUAA